Messenger RNA from Phaeoacremonium minimum UCRPA7, 1020 nucleotides. Its product is annotated as putative amidohydrolase family protein. Gene Ontology annotation, molecular function: carboxy-lyase activity; hydrolase activity. Gene Ontology annotation, biological process: secondary metabolic process. Gene Ontology annotation, cellular component: cytoplasm; cytosol. The record is from RefSeq and is a predicted model, not a curated record. The transcript has 2 exons. Lineage: Eukaryota; Fungi; Ascomycota; Sordariomycetes; Togniniales; Togniniaceae. Bases 1 to 1020 code for a protein of 339 amino acids.
AUGCUCGGGAAAGUCAUUCUUGAAGAGGCCUUCGCCCUUCCUCGACUGGAAGAGAAGACAAGAUGGUGGGCAGGGAUGUUCAGUACCGAUCCAGAGGAGCAUGUCCAGGAGAUCCAAGACCUGACGGACAUACGGCUCAAGCAUGCUGACAAGCACGGUGUUGGCUACACAAUCGUAUCAUACACAGCACCAGGUGUUCAAGACAUCUACGACGCAAAGGAUGCUCAGGCACUUGCCGUUGAGAUCAAUGACUAUGUUGCUGAACAGAUUAAGCCAUUCCCGGAUAGGCUGGGAGCAUUCGCAACGCUUUCAAUGCACGACCCAACCGAAGCAGCGGAAGAACUACGUCGAUGCGUAACCAAGUACGGCUUUAAGGGAGCCCUUGUCAACGACACACAACGUGCGGGCUCUGAUGGAGAGACGCUUAUCUUCUACGACAGCCCUGAGUGGGAUAUCUUUUGGAAGACAUGUGUCGAGCUCUCAGUACCUUUCUAUUUGCACCCACGCAACCCGACCGGCGUCGUCUUUGAGAAGCUGUGGAAAGAUCGCCAGUGGCUAAUUGGCCCGCCUCUCUCCUUUGCCCAUGGCGUCAGUCUCCACGUUCUGGGUAUGGUCACCAACGGGGUAUUUGACCGCAACCCCGAGCUACAAAUCAUCCUCGGCCACCUGGGUGAGCACAUUCCAUUUGACAUGUGGCGCAUCAACCACUGGUUUGAAGAUCGUAAGAAGCUGUUAGGACUGGACUGCAAGAAGACGAUCCGCGAGUACUUCAACGAAAAUAUCUGGAUCACAACCUCGGGCCACUUCUCCUCUACGACGCUCAAUUUCUGCGUCAACGAGGUCGGUUCGGACCGCAUCCUAUUCUCCGUCGACUAUCCCUUUGAGCAUUUCAAUGACGCGUGUGAUUGGUUCGAUAAUGCCGAGAUGAGCACGAGGGAUCGUGCUAAGAUUGGACGAGAGAAUGCCAAGGCUUUGUUCAAGUUGGGCGAGUACAAGGACUCAAAUGCUAAGGUCAUUUAG